Messenger RNA from Kalmanozyma brasiliensis GHG001, 726 nucleotides. RefSeq lists its product as uncharacterized. The coding region runs from base 1 to 726 and encodes 241 amino acids. Lineage: Eukaryota; Fungi; Basidiomycota; Ustilaginomycetes; Ustilaginales. The transcript has a single exon. The record is from RefSeq and is a predicted model, not a curated record.
AUGUCGCAUCACGGAGCAUCACACGAUGACGAGGAGGAGCGAGCGCGUAUGCAAGCGUUGUGGAAGCCAGAGCAAGCGCGCGCAGGCGGCCUCAAAGCCCAUCGACACAUCCACAUCGACUGGCCGGUCGCAUCGAUCAAGAAGACGAUCGCCAUCGGCGCCUCUGCACCGGACGCUUCGCCGCCCGUCUACGACCGUCCACGAGCGGAGAACGAGGCGAACAACGCAUCCUCCUGCGUACUCGUCACCAAGUCCAGUCCGAUCAAUGCCACCAUUCACAUCCUGAGCGAGUCCAAGAGUCGGCCUGCAUCCGCGGAUUCGUCUACAAAGAAGCUCGCGGAGAAACCCGUGCUCGUCAGCGCCCAGACGGCCUCCCUUGGGUCCAUCACGCUGGCCAUCCCGGCGUACUCCGGCGCGAGACCACUCAAUAUCCGCGCAAAGUCCCACAGCGGCAACAUCACCGUCUACCUGCCCAGCUCGUUUUCAGGUCUGCUCAAUUGGUCGUCGGAAACAGGCACGUUGAAGGUGUCCAAGGCAAUGCAGCAGCGGUUUAAGGCGCUAGAUUCACCUCCGCACAAGCACAGGGGAACGGCAAAGAUCGUGCCCAGCACAGCGUCGGGUUUGAGAGGCGACGUGUGUACCAUUGCAAAUAGCCAUGGGAGCAUCACCGUCAAGGACUUUGAUGAUGAUGUGGCAGGGGAAGAGAAGUCGUGCGUGGUGCAAUAG